Brassica oleracea var. oleracea is the source of this 1153-nucleotide messenger RNA. RefSeq names its product cytosolic sulfotransferase 3. Gene Ontology annotation, cellular component: cytoplasm. NCBI's taxonomy places the organism in Eukaryota, Viridiplantae, Streptophyta, Magnoliopsida, Brassicales, Brassicaceae. Gene Ontology annotation, molecular function: sulfotransferase activity. The record is from RefSeq and is a predicted model, not a curated record. The transcript has a single exon. Bases 9 to 998 code for a protein of 329 amino acids. Gene Ontology annotation, biological process: sulfation.
AAGUCGAAAUGGAGAAGAAAGAGUUUUGGAUGAAUUUGAGAGAAGAAGACUUAACCAAAGAAACAAAGACUCUAAUCUUUUCACUUCCUUCAGAGAAAGAGUACCUUGGUGGAAACCUCUGCAAGUACCAAGGUUCUUGGUAUUACUACAACUUUCUCCAAGGUGUCCUCAAUGUCCAGAGAGGUUUUCAGCCUCAAGACACCGAUGUCAUCGUCGCAUCCUUCCCCAAAUGCGGUACCUUAUGGCUCAAGGCACUCACCGUGGCCCUCCUUGAGAGAUCAAAGAACCGUUCUUCUGAGGAUCAACAUCCUCUUUUAUUCAACAAUCCUCAUAACCUCGUACCGGUUCUUGAGAUGAAUCUGUACCGCGACACCCCAAAACCGGACUUGAGGAAGCUCUUAUCGUCAUCUCCAAGGCUGUUUUCUACUCACAUGCCGUACCACACGCUGCAAGAAGCUCUCAAAGACUCUCCUUGCAAGGUAGUGUACAUUUGUAGGGAUGCUAAGGAUUCUCUGGUGUCACGUUGGCAUAUAAUUUGUAGGUGUCUGAAUAAAGAAGAGGACAGAAGCAUACUUGAGUCUAUGUUCGAGUCUUUUUGUAGCGCGGUUUGUUUGUUUGGUCCCUUUUGGGAUCAUAUCCUGAGUUAUUGGAAAGCUAGCUUGGAAAACCCUAAGCGUAUUAUGUUUAUGAGGUACGAUGAAGUGAAUGCAGAUACUCGUGGUCAGCUCAAGAAACUUGCGGAGUUCUUGGGUUGUCCCUUUUCUGAGGAAGAAGUAAACAAUGGAGCUGUGGAUGAGAUCUUGGAGAUGUGCUCUCUGCCUAACCUCAGCAGCUUGGAGGUUAACAAGACAGGAAGAUCAAUCAAUGGCAUUGAUUACAAGAACCAUUUUCGAAAAGGGAUAGUUGGUGAUUGGAAGAAUUAUCUAACUCCAGAGAUGGGGAACAAAAUCGAUAUGAUCAUGGAGGAGAAACUCAAAGAUUCCGGUUUGAAGUUCUGAGUUAUGUUCUGUAAUAAUAAAGUAGCUUUGUUCCCUUUUGAUGUAAGGUUCAUGCUUUGAAAUUCUGGGUGAUGUCGUGUGUUGUUUGUUUGUGUUGUUUGUUUCCCAUCCGAGUGAUGUCAUAUGUUGUUUGUGUGUGUGUUUUUAAUAAUAUA